Messenger RNA from Prorocentrum cordatum, 1857 nucleotides. The record is from the annotation of a GenBank genome assembly. Lineage: Eukaryota; Dinophyceae; Prorocentrales; Prorocentraceae.
GCUCAUAGAGGGUUCGGGGGCGCGGGGCGUGCGACGCCUGCUCAGGCGUCACCAAUGGGGCGCCGCCUCCUCCAGGCCGUGGUCGCCGCCUGCGCGGCGGCCAGCCUCGCGCCGGCCAGCGCGCAGGGCCCCCUGGCGCAGCCGGGCCUGCUCCCGAGGCGGAGGCUGAAAGGUGGCAGCGACAUUCCUCCUCUGCCUGAUGCUGAAGAUGGGGCGUUUGAAGACAUGGAGUGGAGCGCCGAGGACGACGACGUCCCCGCGCCCGCCCCCGGCGCCCACGCGGCGCCGCUGGAUCUCGUGUGGGUACCCGAGGACCCAGAGGCCGCCGAAGCCGCCGAGAAGGCCGCCGAGGCCGCCGAGAAGGACGCUGGCGGAGAGGACGCCGGCGGGGAGCACGCCGGUGGAGAGGACGCCAGCGAGGAGGACGCCAGCGAGGACGCCGCCACCGGGGAGUCGCACGGCGACGCUGCCGAGGCGGCGCAUGACGCGGAGGAGGGCCACGGCGCCGAGGGCCACGCGGAGGAGGGCCACGGCCACGGCCACGAGCCGGCGGACCCCGCCAGGGCGGCCGUCAGCAGGGCGCUGGGCUUCUGUUUGAUGGGGUCGGUGGCUUGGAUCAUGAUGGUGUACUACCAGGUGAACUCCAAGGACGAGGACAUCGCCAAGGCCACUUGGCACAUCUUGAACGACAUGCUGUCGAUCUUCGUCGCCGUGCUCAUCUUUGCAUCUACGAAGCACGUCUCCGUCGACUACUUCGGCGAAGAGGAUGGGCACAACCACAAGCCUCCUGGCAUGCGAUCAUCUUUGAUUGCUGUGGUUCGAUUAUUGAUUUUCUUCGCCCUGGUCCACGUCUUGAUCCACAACGCGUCCAAGCUCGACAGCCCGCUGUGGUCCAUGAAGAGCGUUGGCAUCGUAGGUGGGCAUGUAAUUGGUUUCGCGGCCAUUGAUGUUUUUGGUGGACUGUUGGAGCAGCCGUUCUCCCAAAGCUUCGCAUGUGUCUUUACCGUGGUGGCUUCGAUCGUUCUGUUCAGCGGGCUCUUGUAUCUUUUCUCACACAAGCUGCUGAAGAAACUUGGGGGCGACGAGGAGUAUCACGAGGUGGCCAGGGAGUGCGAUACCGACGGCGCGUGCCUGUGCUACGGCCUCCUCGUCUCGAUGAUUGUGCGCUACGCCAUCGCAGGGCACAUGCCACCGAUACACGGCGCGCCCAAGGACAAGACGACGCAGCAGGUGCUCACGCUGCUGGCGGCCACCGUGGUGUUUGGCGUCCUGGUCGUGGUGAUCGGCAACCAGAUCGUGAAAGCGAGCCAGAAAAAGAGGCCCUCGCCGCUGGCCGAGCACGCCAUGGAGCUGACACAGCUCACGUCGUCCAUGGCCAUGGGCUGGUGCGUGCUGUUCUGGGGCCAGUGGCUCUUCUGGGCUGGGACUGGAGGUCAUGGCGUGGGCACUGGCUCGAGGAUGUCGGCCCGCAUGCUGAUGGCCAUGGUGUUCUCCCUGGCGUGCUUCAUGGCAAUACGGAUCGUGGAUUUCUUCGCCGACAGGGCCAGCAGGAGCACGCAGAAGGGCCUUCGGCAGCUCCUCAGCACCUUCGGCAUUGUCAUGGGGCUGACCUGGGAGGCGUGCUUCACCGAGGCAAUUGAGGGCAUCACGGGAGAUUACCAUGGAACAUACAAGACGGUCGCGGACUUAGGAUUCACGCUCAUCUUGUGCGCGGUCGUGCUGCCCGCGUGGGCCAUGUACAUUCUGCCGAAGGUGCUGGAGGAUGAAGAGGGGAAGAAAGAGAAGCAGAAGGAGACCAACGGAGAUGCAGAGGAGCCCGGCUCAUCUGAUGACGAGAAGAGCUCCAUGGCCGAGUGA